Molecule: messenger RNA, 1540 nt
Organism: Cariama cristata (Red-legged seriema)
Lineage: Eukaryota; Metazoa; Chordata; Aves; Cariamiformes; Cariamidae
Product: methionine synthase-like
Exons: 12
Molecular function (GO): cobalamin binding; methionine synthase activity; metal ion binding
Source: RefSeq, a predicted model, not a curated record
GAUCCUUAUCAUGGUACAAUAGUACUAGCAACUGUGAAAGGAGACGUACAUGAUAUUGGCAAGAACAUUGUGGGAGUUGUUCUGGGCUGCAACAACUUCAGAGUUAUUGAUUUAGGAGUCAUGACUCCCUGUGAUAAGAUACUGAGAGCUGCUGUUGAGCACAAAGCAGAUAUAAUUGGCCUGUCUGGUCUCAUCACCCCUUCUUUGGAUGAAAUGAUUUUUGUCGCCAAGGAAAUGGAGAGAUUGGCAAUAAAGAUUCCUUUGCUGAUUGGAGGAGCAACUACUUCUAAAACACACACAGCUGUUAAAAUUGCCCCACGAUAUAGUGCACCUGUAAUUCAUGUCCUGGAUGCAUCCAAGAGUGUUGUGGUUUGCUCCCAGCUGUUAGACGAGAGUGUAAAGGAUGAUUUCUUUGAAGAGAUAUUAGAGGAAUAUGAAGAAAUUAGACAAGAACACUAUGAGUCUCUCAAGGAAAGAAGAUACUUGUCUCUACAGCAAGCUAGAAGAAAAGGUUUCCAUAAUGACUGGUUAUCAGGCCAUAAACCAGUUAAACCAAAAUUCAUUGGCACAAAAGUCUUUGAAGAUUAUGACCUGAAGAGGUUGGUAGAGUACAUUGACUGGAAGCCUUUCUUCGAUGUCUGGCAACUUAGGGGAAAGUAUCCCAACUGGGGUUUCCCUAAAGUAUUUAAUGAUAAAACUGUAGGUGAAGAAGCAAAGAGAGUGUUUAAUGAUGCUCAAAAUCUACUGAAAACGUUGAUUAAUCAAAAGAAAUUACAAGCCAGAGGUGUGGUUGGGUUCUGGCCAGCUCGAAGUGUUCAAGAUGAUAUCCAUUUGUAUGCUGUAGAAGAGGCAGUGGGAUCUUCGGAACCAAUAGCAAAAUUUUAUGGCUUAAGGCAACAGGCUGAAAAGGACUCCGCCUGCACAGAUCCGUAUUACUGCCUCUCUGACUUCAUAGCACCACUGGACUCCGGCAUUUGUGACUACUUAGGCCUGUUUGCUGUGGCCUGCUUUGGUGUAGAUGAGUUAUGCAGUGAAUUUAGGAAACAGGACGAUGAAUACAACGUCAUAAUGGUAAAGGCUCUUGGCGAUCGGUUGGCAGAGGCAUUUGCUGAGGAGCUCCAUGAAAGGGUCCGAAGGGAGUUCUGGGCUUACUGUAGUACUGAGCAGCUAGAUCUCUCUGACCUACGCAGAAUUAAAUACGAGGGAAUUCGCCCUGCCCCUGGAUAUCCAAGCCAGCCUGACCAUACAGAAAAACUCACCAUGUGGAAACUUGCAAACAUUGAGGAAACAACAGGAAUUGGUUUAACUGAAUCACUAGCAAUGAUACCUGCUUCUGCAGUUUCUGGCCUCUACUUUUCUAGUCCCAAAUCCAAAUAUUUUGCUGUUGGCAAGAUAUCUAAAGAUCAGGUUGAAGAUUAUGCACUGAGAAAAAAUUUGUCUGUGGCAGAGGUGGAGAAAUGGCUGGGACCCAUUCUGGGAUAUGACACUGAGUAACUGACACUUGUGGGUGAACGUUUUCUUUUGAUGGUCUAUUCGCCAG